Saccharomyces mikatae IFO 1815 is the source of this 1812-nucleotide messenger RNA. RefSeq lists its product as uncharacterized. The coding region runs from base 1 to 1812 and encodes 603 amino acids. The transcript has a single exon. Lineage: Eukaryota; Fungi; Ascomycota; Saccharomycetes; Saccharomycetales; Saccharomycetaceae. The record is from RefSeq and is a predicted model, not a curated record.
AUGUCCACGUCGUUUCAAGAAUUCAAAAUAUUCUGCAACAAGACCGGGCUAGACUUCCAGUGGGUCAACAUACAGUCUCCCAAAUCCGUUCCAGAAAAUAACCCCUCCGAAAGUCCUCCGGUCAUCAAUCACCUCGUUCAAGAAAAGGUCAGACCCGCUACCGAACCGCUUAAAACUGAAGUGUCCAGAGAAUCUGUCAGCAAUAUUCUUAAUGAUUUCAAGAAUGCUCCGCUUUGGAGUGUAUUCAAGAAGAAUAGUCGUGCCGAUUCUUCUACCGUGGCACGUUCUGGAGUAAGUUCAAGGCAUGUGUCAGAAAAUACGCCUGGAACAAAGACAAACGAACCGAUGUCGCUCAAGCAGGAGAACAUCACCAUAAUAAAUGGGUUGCCCCGAAAAUCCUCUGUAAUGCGCCAAGAGAACGACACCGCUGUGACAACCUCCUACUCUUUAAACAUCCCCUGCAACCUUAUCUCCUCUCACAACGGUAAUAUGCUUCCACAUUCUCCUAUGCAAGGAAACAAUGCGCCUGUAUCGUCCGCAACAGACUCCAUGUCAUACAACAAUGAGUCAGUACCUUCGUUGGCUUCAUCCGUAAGCACAUCCUCCUCCGUUUAUUCACCAUGGGAUCCUCCCCAUCCCCCCUCGUUACAGUCACUACCAAACGGUAUUUCCACAUCGUUGGAUCCAGAAGUCUCUUGUCUCAAAUGCUGCCGCACGAAUAACUAUAGACCAAGAGAGACUAAUGUUCAAAGCAACGCCUGUUCUCCAACAAACGUUUCCAUUCUUCCCAAACGUGCUUCAAGGCCAGGGUCAGAAGGAAAUACGGCCUCUCCCCCCACUGCCCGUGAUCAAGAUAUAAGCUGCGAUACCUAUUCUGCUGCUGCGUUCACAGAGCCCGACAGCACGGUUGUUACUACAGUCCCUUCAUACAUGCAGAGGUACCUCGAUAAGCCCCAGAAUUGGUUUGAAAGCACUAUGGGGAAGUACUGUCCACUGUUCCUAAGAGGCACAAAGAACAUUGAUUACGAUUCAUCCGAAUUCAAAUUUGAGCGCAAGAUGAUAGCAGUUCAAUAUCUGCUUUUGGAUGAGCGUUCUGAGCCCAGAAGGUUCUACAACCCUGUCAACAAAAGCGUUUCGUUCUGGAAAAGACUAUUCAACUUCGAUACAAUGCCCAGCUAUGACCAGCUCUUGGAUGAAGCAGAACACCAUUUCAAUUCAUACCAAUACAGGUACGCAGGUUUCCAGAGGAUAGAGCCCUACUCCGUAUUCUGUCCCUGGAAGAACGCCCAAAGAGAAAUAGACUUGGUCCUCGAUCACAUCCACUUUUCUCUAGAUAUUGGCAAGAAAAGGUCUAUGAACCGAAGGGGCAACAUCACUUUCGAUACCUUAGACAGUACAGUCGGUCGCGAUGUCCAUAUCAAGCCCUAUCAGUAUUUUACCUCCAACAACCUAGUGUAUGAAGGCCUAUCACAUCCUGCCGAACAAUCCUCCAUUAUAAGCCCUGACACCUCGCUUAUCGAAAGGGCAUAUCAAGAACUAGUAAAGAUUUGCAAGGUGCCUACUUCAUCUUUCAAUGACUUUCCUGGCCGCAAUCAUAAUAGCGCUCCUCAGCUUACCGUCCCAAAACCAUCCAGACCAUGUCGCUUGCUUCUAGUUCGUGAGUCUCGCACAGCCACAGAAUCAGAAGUCAAUAAGAACUAUUGGCGCUACCCAAAAAGAAAGCAUACCGAGGUUAUCGUACCAACGCCUCCACGCCGGUCUGAGACGGCAAGUCUCUUUCAAAAAUGGUUCUUUCUUCUCGUACGCCCAUGA